CUCCGUGUCUGUUACUCAGGAUGGACCGCUAUGACGAGGUAAAACAUCUCCUGAAGACCUGGGAAGCUGAAUUCUGGAAGGAACAUAAGAGAAAACCAAACAAGGUGGAUGUGGACGGUGCUGCUGAGGAAACGCAGAACCUGUACAGGGAGUUCCGGAAUCUGAGGCAAGGAAGACUGAGCGCAGCACCUGCUGUAUGUGCAGAGAAUAUGACGGAGGAAUCCAAAUCUUGGGGGACCCAUCUCAAUCGUUCCAGUGUUACCCAGAAGAUGACUUCAAAUGAGCGAGACUCCCUUAAAGCAUCUGCCCAGUAUUAUGGAAUGAAACUGAAAAGCAACUUGGGGGGAUCUGUAAAGGAGCGCUCAUUCUCAUUGACAAAGUCAUUUACACCCUGCACUCCUGUUGACGCAAGUAAAGAUGAAGCAGCGAAGGGCAGCUCAUCUUCAUGGACUGCUGCUCCUGUGCCAACCAUGAAUGCUUCCCCUGAGGAUCUGCCCGUCUCUAAUAAAGCAUCGUCCUCUCUCUCUCCGGGAAUCCUACCCCACAAGCUAAGUCUAUCAUCAUCCUCUCCAGGAACACUCGGGAAUAAACUUCACCAGCUUCAGACUAGAGUUGGUCAGCGUAUGGCGUCACUGAACCAGGACUGGCUGAGAAGAUGUGAUCUCAGACAGAGAGAAGAGCAAUGUCACUUUAUGGGAAAUGGGGAGCCUCAGGAUGUAAAGGAACACUGGAAACCCAUGGUUGAAACUGAGAAAGAAGCAGAUGGGCGCACCGACUUGUAUCUAAAUAGGGAAUUGAGAUCCUCAGAAAGCUUUGGGGAGAAUGAGUCUCCAAGUCCUGGUGUGAUAUUGGACAUACGUGAUAAGACAGAAGGCAGAAGGAACAUGUGUGAGGAUAUGGCAGAAGAAGACUGGCUCAUAACCAAGAAGGUAAAAGAAAGAGACAACAAUACAAGGACAAGAGACCAUAUCUCCAGUGAUUGUCAGAGCAACACACAGGAGACCAGUGACACAAUCCCUGAGAAGUACAGGAGAAGUAUUGGUGAAGGAACAGAUAAGGAGAGAACAGGAAAGGCCACAAAACAUUUACCUAAUACGGAAGCAAUAUCAUUAUCACAUCCCAGCAAGGAGUCGUCAUUGGGGGACCGUUGUAGAGAGCAGGGCGAAGCGGUCGGGGUGUCUACAGAAUGCAGCAGAAGUGGUACAAAGCCACAGGAGUGCAGAGGAAAUAAGCAGCAGAAAGGGGCCUCACAAAGGAAAAGGUGCAGAGAGAUCAUCACAGACUCAGAUUCUGAAGGUUCUCUGGCUGUAAGCUGCACAAAAAUGAGCAAGACAAAGCUGACUACAGAGAAGCAGAGGAAUAAACGGCCGUCAAAAAAGGCUAAAGUUAGUGAAGAGAAUGUGCAGGAAUGUGGGAAAGUGACGGAGAAUCUUCUGGGUGACGUGUUGGAAGAGGAGGCGGCACGGAGAGCCCCCACACAGAAGAGGAUGCCUCAAAGACCAACUGAGAACUUUGUCCGGAUCAACCUGAAGAAAAAAUCUCAUGUGAAAGGAUUUGCCUUAAAUGGCAGCAGACUGAGGAAACAGAUGUGGAAGCAGAAAUGGCAGAAGAAGGGAGAGCAGUUUGGAGGAGGGGGAAAGCACUUUAACCACAGUGAGGACGUGUGCUUCCGCUGCGGGGUGACCGGUCAUUGGGCCACACACUGUCCCGGGAAAGCAGUUCCUGCGCCUCUUCCUCAGGCAUCCGACGCAGCAGAAGAGGAGAUCACUUUGCCGACGUUGGAGGAUGUCGCCAGAAUGACCAACACUCAGCUGAGAACGACACGUACUGGACGGAGCUUACAGAAAGAAGCCCGUCACAGCCAGGAUGAGACAAAGAGCUGGAGGAACGGAAGCUUACAAGAAAGCCCCGUCACAGUCACAGCCAGGCUGGACGGAGCUUACAGGAGAAGCCCCGUCACAGCCAAGAUGAGACAAACAGCUGCAGCUGGACGGAGCUUACAGAAGAAGCCCCGUCACAGUCAAGAUGAGAAGCUGGACGGAGCUUACAAGAAAGAAGCCCCGUCACAGUCAGGAUGA
Messenger RNA from Pseudophryne corroboree (corroboree frog), 2078 nucleotides. RefSeq lists its product as uncharacterized. Gene Ontology annotation, molecular function: zinc ion binding; nucleic acid binding. The transcript is spliced from 10 exons. Gene Ontology annotation, biological process: DNA replication. Lineage: Eukaryota; Metazoa; Chordata; Amphibia; Anura; Myobatrachidae. The record is from RefSeq and is a predicted model, not a curated record. The coding region runs from base 21 to 2078 and encodes 685 amino acids.